Messenger RNA from Salvelinus fontinalis (brook trout), 7582 nucleotides. Its product is annotated as rho GTPase-activating protein 21-like. The transcript is spliced from 18 exons. The record is from RefSeq and is a predicted model, not a curated record. Gene Ontology annotation, molecular function: phospholipid binding; protein binding. Gene Ontology annotation, biological process: signal transduction. NCBI's taxonomy places the organism in Eukaryota, Metazoa, Chordata, Actinopteri, Salmoniformes, Salmonidae. Bases 1080 to 6056 code for a protein of 1658 amino acids.
CGGUCCACGGUGCUUGGCUACCUGAGCGUAUGGAAGGGCUAGCCGAGCAGGUAGCGUAAGGAGCUCCUGGUGUAGCCGUCAAGACGGGGGCUGUCAGCCGGAGCUGGAAGAUUAGCACCGUGGCUCACUGGGUGACUGACAUUAUAGCCUGAAGGAGAGACCCUCAUACACACACAGGCUGCCUGGAAACAAGUUACAUACAGCGUUACAUGUCGACAGCAGUAACAUCAUUGGCUUAGCAUGAGAGAGCGUCUCUAAGUGAGGGAGCCGGGGAAGGAAUGAGGGAGGUCCUGAAGCAAUAUAUCAUCAAACCAGCUGUAGUCAGCUGACUGCCUCUGUGUUGUGAACAGGUUGAUGCUGCUUCGAGGAGGAGAGGGAGGGAGAGCAAGAGAGAGGGAGCAGAAGGGGAGGGGCAGCAGUAGCAUCUGAACUGAAUGUAUAGUACAGCAACCGCUCCUGUCAUGUGAGCAAUACCAAAGGGAGCGAGAGUGAGGCAGGGACAGAGAGUGGAGGCAGCAGUUCAGUCAUUGAGUGGUGUAACCUGGCUGCUACAGUCAGAUGGAGGGAGCAACAGAGAGAUGGAGAACUCCCAGAGCUGUGGAAGGCAGCAGGCUUCCUCUUCUCCUGACCCCUACACCUCGCCCAGGACAGACUGGCUCACGCAGGUGGCAUCGCUAAUGUGACAGUCCUGCCACUGCCGACGUGGGCUCCUUUUUCCUCUUUCUCUCGAUGCCGCCGCUAUGAUGGAUUUGCGCUUCGACUCGAGCCCUGGCGUCGGCGUUCCAGACGAACACUUCUUUCUCCAGUGGCGAUCUGUUCUCUCUUCUUUUUUAUGAUGCGUGUUAUUUUCUCUGCUUGCUAGCCUUUUCCCUAUUCUUCUUCUCUCCCAUCGUUGCCGCCUCUCACUGCUCUCGCUUUCUCUGCUGCUGUAACGGCAGCCUUUUUCACUGGAGACCACUGAUCUGGCCUACUCCCAGGAUGCGUACCUCCGAGGCCGUAGUGCCUACAGUGGAAUUGCCCGUCACAUCCCCGAACCGCCCCCCAUAUGUUACCCCAGAGUAGACUGUAAGCCCCCGGGGAUGGCCCAGGUUACAGAGACCCCCUCUCUGGUGGGGGUACAGGGAGCAUGCCGGGGGCCUGUGGCGGCAUCACCACCCGACCUGGGGUACCGCAUAGAGAUCCCCGUGCCCCCGUCCCCUCCUCCUCCUGCACACCCGUACUCCAAAUCCCAGACUGUGGCAUGCAUGCGCAACAACAGCGUGAGGACUGUGGUAGUUCCUCCAGAACUGGGCCGUAUGGGACCAGCUCAUAGAGUAGAGUACGGCCUGGUAGGGCCCUCUGACCCUGGCAUCAUCAGAGGGCGACCUGGGUCUGUGUCCCACUACCCCCUGCCACGGAAAACAGACAUCUACCCCUCUGGUGCGAGCCGCCUCAAUUAUGGCGCCCCACCACCCCACUACCCACCCAACUCAAACUCCCCCAACCCCGGCUCUCACCAAAACAUCGACUGGCGGACGUACCAGACGUACAGGGAGUACAUCGACAACAAGGGUAUCCAUGCAUACGGCAGCCGUACCAUCCAGGAGAGACUAGACAGCCUGCGAGCCGCCAGUCAGAACACCUUCAACUCCUCCCACUACAUCCCCCGAGGGGGUUGGGGGCCCGACCCCAAGGGCCUCCGACGCAGGAGCACCUCCCACGACCGCGCCUACCACGGACCCCCGCCCCCUUUCCACCACAUGCCCCCUCGCAGCUCUUCCCAGGACCGUAUGAGUGUGGCCGAGCGGGGGGUCCACCCCAGGAACUGGCCCCCUCGUAGCGUGUCCCAGGAUGAGUUUACCCACAAGGCCCGGGCCCGCUCCUCUGACUAUGUGGACCCUGCCGAUCUGGGCCGUCCCAUGGUGGACAGACGGGGCUACGGUUGCAGGGUGGACCAGGGUACAUGUCCAAGCAGGCAGAGCCUCUCCAAACAGGCUGCCCAUCAUCGACCUCCUGCAGGAUACGGUAGGGACAGUCUCCGGGUGGGGCCAAUGUCUAACCCUGCCCUCCACACUAAUGGACCAGAGCAGCACCAGCCUCACAGUGCCCCUAACAUGCCCCAAGACAGACCCUCUCAUCUGGGGAAGAAUCUCAGCUUGGAGCAAUCCAACACUGAUGAAAGAGCUGGUGUCAAAGGUGUGAACCAUGUGAGCCAGAGUAGGGGACCGGCAGAGACCAUGCAGCCACCAGGGGAGGUGCCAUGGAGACCGGUGGCAGCGGUGGUUGGCCAUAGGUCCUCUUCCCUCUCGACUCCCCAUCAGAGACCGCAGAGGCCUGGGAUUUUCAAAACCUCUUGCCAGCACCCUCGCCCAGAGCCCCAAGUGAACGGGCGUGGCCCCUCAGCCUCUGAGUCGGGCGUGGUGCUCAGGGAGAAGCCUCCUGGGUCGGGGAAGAAUCCCAGUCCCCUACGCCACCCUUCCUACAUCCUGGCGGUGAACGAGGACGACGGCUCGGAACCGGCAGCGGGUGCGGUGUGCUGGCUGCCCAACGAUGCACGGCGGGAGAUGCACAUGCGGCGGCUGAGCGAGAAGCAGGAAAAGCACCAGACCUGCUCCUCCAACCUGGACGAGUCCCUCGACUCCAUCCCCUUCAUCGAUGAGCCGGCUAGCCCUAGUGUUGACCAUGAGGCCACGUCCAUUCCUGCUUCCGCCGUGAUAUCUGUCGCUCCAGCCAUAACUACAGUCCCCCCUAGCCCAAGCUCCUCCCCGUACCCUCUCAUGCGCCGACAGCUGUCACAUGACCAAGAGUCUCUCAGAAAUGCUAUUCUAGAGUCUGAUGCCGAGACCAAACAAGAGCGGUCCAAAUCCUGCGACGAGGGUCUGGAUAACUACAGAGAGGAAGGCAGAGGCCGGUCAAACAGUAAACACAUGCCCAGUCUGAGAGGCCUGAGGAAGGCUCUGGAUGGACACAAGUCAUCUGAUGACUCUGGGUCCAGAAGGGACUCCUCUUCAGAUGUAUUCAGUGACUCUUCUAAAGAAGGCUGGCUCAACUUCAGGCAGAUCAACACUGAGAAGAGCAAGCGUGGGGGUUCGAGGUCGUGGAAGCAGAUGUACGCCGUGCUGCGAGGCCACGGCCUCACGCUUUACAAGGACAAGAAGGACGGCGUCUCCCACGCCUCCUCCCACUCCCAGUCCGACGACGACCCACAGCCAAUCAGUGUCAAGGCCUGCCUGAUUGACAUCUCCUACAGCGACACGAAACGGAAGAACGUGCUGCGUCUGACCACGUCAGACUGCGAGUAUCUGUUCCAGGCUGAGGGCAGGGAUGACAUGCUGUCAUGGAUCCGAGUCAUCCAGGAGAAUAGUAAUCUGGAUGAUGAGAAUGCUGGUAUAACCAGCCAGGACCUGAUCAGCAGAAAGAUCAGAGAGUACAACACCAUGAUGAGUGCCCCCAGCAGCAAGACUGAGCCCUCCCCCAAAACCUCCCGGCAGUCCCUCAGUAUCAGACACACCCUCCUGGGGGUGAGGGGAGAGGGCAAGGGCCAGAGCCCCCACUCACCCAAAACAGGAGAGAGAGAUGAAUCCAGUCCUCCACGGGAUAAGGCUGCCUGGAGGAGGGGCAUCCCCGGCAUCAUGAGGAAACCCUUUGAGAAGAAGAGCACUGCUGGGGUAACUUUUGGGGUGCGCCUCGAUGACUGCCCACCUGCACAGACCAACAGGUUUGUUCCCCUCAUCGUGGAUGUGUGCUGUAAGCUGGUAGAGGAACGAGGGCUAGAGUACACUGGGAUCUACAGAGUACCGGGAAACAACGCUGCCAUCUCCAGCAUGCAGGAGGAGCUGGACAGUAAAGGACUGAUGAGUGACAUCGACAUCCAAGAAGACAAAUGGAAGGACCUCAACGUGAUCAGUAGUUUACUGAAAUCCUUCUUCCGGAAACUUCCAGAGCCCCUUUUCACAAAUGAAAAAUAUGCAGAUUUUAUUGAAGCCAAUCGAACAGAAGACUCAGUGGAGAGGUUAAAAGAACUCAAGAGGCUGAUUCUUGAAUUGCCUGAUCAUCACUAUGAAACCCUCAAAUUUCUCUCUGGACACCUCAAGUUGGUCUCUGAAAACUGUGAGAAAAAUAAGAUGGAGCCUCGUAACCUGGCCAUCGUGUUUGGUCCAACCCUGGUCAGAACCUCUGAGGACAACAUGACCAACAUGGUCAACCACAUGCCAGACCAGUGCAAGAUAGUGGAGAACCUCAUUCAGCAGUACGACUGGUUCUUCACUGAGGAGGGGGACGAUGACCCUGUUACCUCAUUGGAACAAGAGAGUACAGUGCAGUCUCAGCCUGUGCCCAACAUCGACCACCUGCUGUCCAACAUCGGCCGGACCACAACCACCUCCUCGCCUGGGGAAGUCUCAGAUUCAACGUGUAGUGACUCCUCCAAAUCAAAGCAGGGCUUGUGGGGGUCUGGGAAGGACCAGUGUAGCAGGGAGAUGCUGCUCUCCUCUUUCUUUGUCAGCCGCAAGCGUAAGAAGCCCAAGGACAAGACUCAGCCCAGCAGCUCUGACGACGACCUGGAUGCCGUGUUCGAUAAGAAGGAGGAGCCAGAGCCGAGCCUCCAGGCCCUCCACCCUGCCUGGUCCCCAGAGAGCCAGACAGAGGAGGAGGAGGAGAGGGAUGUCGAGGACGUCAGCGAAAGAGGGGUACAGCCAGGGGACAGGUUCCAAACCAACGGGAAAGAGUACCGUUCAGACAGCCUCAUGUCUCAGCCCUCUCCCAAACACACCCCCAGCUUCCGUACCUCCUCCACCUGCUCCCCCUAUGCGUCACCCUCCCCCUCCCGGUCCCCCAGACUUGGCUACCGCAGCCAGGUGGCACACCAGUCGUCCCUGUCGGACCCUCCCUCCAACUACGACGAGGUCUCAGACCUAGGUACCAUGGACAGCACCAGCUCCCAGGCAUCUGUCACAGGUCCCAGGGUGAGGCAUGGCAGGACGGGGGGCUUGGGGCCAGAGACUGGGGCCAGCAGCCUAGGGGCAGAGGUCAGCUCCAUCACCUCAGACUACUCCACCACCUCCUCCAUGACCUUCCUGACAGGGGCCGAGCUGAGCACGCUCAGUCCAGAGGUGUGCUCGGUGGCCGAGAGCAGGGGAGGAGACGACGCUGAUGAUGAGCGUAGUGAGCUGAUUAGUGAGGGCCGGCCCAUAGAGACGGAUAGUGAGAGUGACCUAUCAGUGUUUGUUGGGGGUGGGAAAGAAGCAGGGCCGGUGGAGAAGAUCUACCUAUCAGAUGUGCCGGAUGCCCCCAGGCCCCUCCCCUCCCACAGACUCAUUGAAUGUGACACUCUCUCCCGGAAGAAGUCAGCAGCGCGGCAGAAGACUGACAGUGAGUCCUCAUUGGACGGAGGGCGGAGCGACAAGGACUCCACUAGGCUGUCUUGCGUUCCGGGGGCAGUUAAGGUACGUUCCACUGACAGCCUUAGCAGCUCCUCCCGCAGCGAGUCAGAGGUGGGGGCUGAGCCUGCGUGGCGUCUCAAGAUCACAGACCGGCUGAAGUUCCGCCUGCGGACGUCGGUAGACGACAUGUUCGGGGUGGGUACCCAGCGGAGCCGCUCUCCAGAGGGACGCAGGGAAAAGAAGAAGAACAUCAGACGCAGACACACCAUGGGAGGCCAGAGGGACUUUGCUGAACUGUCUGUGAUGGGCAACUGGCAGGAGGGCGGGAUGGGCGGGGGCUCGCGGGCAGAGCUGUCGGCCGUGGACCGGCUGAAGCCAAAGUGUUCUUCCCAGGACUUCUCCAUCCGGGAGUGGAUUGCCCGCGAGCGCCACCGCACCUCCAACCCCGAGGUCAGCCUGGACUUCACUGAACACCAGGGUGCGCCGCUCCUCUUCCGCAGCCCUGACCCCAACCAGGCCCAGGAGGCCCCGUCGUCGUCCCUCUCAGAACCCUUCUCACCACGCCCGGCUCCAGCUGAGCUGCUGAACGGAGACGCAGGCCCCCAGAAUAAAAGCCUGAGCCUGUCGGCCACCGCACACCCACACAAACUCUCUGGCGCCCAGGUGGUCCACUCUCGCUUCUACCAGUACCUGUGAGAGGGGGUGUCGUCUGUCUGUGAGAUGUGUAUGUGUUUGAUCGUCUGUGUCUGAGACCCAUGGAUGUGGGUGAUUUUAUUUUGUAAUUGACCGGUGAGCAUGUUCAGGUACUGUGAAGUGACUUCUGAGUGUGUGUACGAAGAGUCUGUUGGGUCGUGUGUAUGUUUGUACGCUUAGAAUGUUUACUUCACAGGGGUGGUUUGUGUUACUUAACACAAGGCAUGGAACAAAACAUUCAAUUGAUAUUGGUAUAUUUUCUCCAUUUUCAUGACAUAUGAAAGAGUUUGGGAUGGGCGUUGGGGUAGAGAAAUCGUCACUCCUAACAGAAAAUGGAGAAUGAGGAGUCUGAAGUUUGAUAGGUGUAAGGAAGUUUAAACAUGGCUGGCGUUAAAGAUUGUGUAAAGGUUAGCUAAGUGGCUUUAAGAUACAGUAACUGACUAGUAGGAUGAUUAGGAGGUACAGGGAACGUUUGUAAAAGUAUUGCAGUGGAGCUGUGUUUGUUGUAAGAGGGUCUCAGUUGGUUAAAGGUGAGUCCUUCAGUAACCAAAUGAAGAAUGUACAAUGUGCUUGCUGUAAUACUGACUGAAGCUUUAGUUGCUUGUGUUCACAUUUGAAAUUGUACAUAUCCCCCCUUCCUCUCUCUUUCUGUCUACUUGAAGGGAGCUUUUAUUUUCAGGGUAGCCUGUGUUGUGGACUGCCAUAUGUGCUCUGUUGCCGCCGUCAAGUGGCCUCAAGGUGCAUUGUGACAAGAAGACACUGGACUAACGACGUCAUGAAAAUACGAGAAUGACUUUUUAUUCCAGCCUUCUUUUAAGUGAUAGACAAGGAGCCGUAAACAAGUACUUCCCUCUAUUGCAAUAUGCCGUGUAUUUGUUGAUGUGCUUGUGGUUUCAUGCUUCAGUCAGUUACUGGCAUCGGACUGCUGCAAAAUUAUAGAGGGAGAAGAAAUUGAAUAAUCAAAUCUGAAUUCAUGUUUCUUCGCAAUAGAAAGUGCCUCAAUGAACUGUAAAGGGUGCCAUAUCGUCUUUGUUGAGAUGCAUAAAGAUGUUACUAUGAAUGCCAUUUUUAUUGUUGACUAACACUGUCGUUCUACAGGUUCUAUCUUACACGGAGAAGAACGCUGGGCUUCCAUUCCUUAGGCAUUCCACUCUGGUCUUAGCAUGUUUUAUACUUUUCUUUUUGGGGAUUUUAACAGAACUUGAAUUUUAAAUAUUUCAGUAAAAAAAAAGAGUAACUUAAAUGUGUAUAUAAAUCCCAUGUUUUAGCUGCUUUUUUGUUUAAUUUCCAUCAAAUAUAAUUUUUUUUGUAAGGUAAAAAGUACAGUAUUGUGAGAUGUUGCUGAUUGGAGCCUGAUGGUAUGUGUGGGUGUUAAGUCUAGUGGUUAUCUAGGGAGAGAUGAGAGAUUCCUCCCUGCAUAUGAAGAGGCUUCAUUGAACUGCUGGACCAUUUGUAUCAAUAUACCCUGUUCACUCUGACGGGCCACGAGCUCCUAAAACACUGGAAAUAAAUCUUAUCAAUGGCUAAAA